Messenger RNA from Rhipicephalus sanguineus (brown dog tick), 1835 nucleotides. RefSeq names its product sodium-dependent multivitamin transporter. Lineage: Eukaryota; Metazoa; Arthropoda; Arachnida; Ixodida; Ixodidae. Gene Ontology annotation, biological process: sodium ion transport; transmembrane transport. The record is from RefSeq and is a predicted model, not a curated record. The transcript has 14 exons. Bases 69 to 1055 code for a protein of 328 amino acids. Gene Ontology annotation, cellular component: membrane. Gene Ontology annotation, molecular function: symporter activity.
GCGAAUCGUAACUCUAACCUUUCAGUCAUACCGCAAGACGGACGCCAACAACGAGAACAGAGCGAAAGAUGGUCCGUAUCAUGGAGUACAUAAUCUUUGGCGCCUUGAUGGCCUGCAACCUCUCGCUGGGCUUGUACUUUUCUUUCCGGAAGACAUGCACCGGAGUCGGAACAAGCGCGACGACUGCUGAAGUGUUUCUCGGAAGUCGAUUGCUGAAAACUAUUCCCCUGGCGGCUUCGUCCGUGGCGUCGCUCGUGUCUUCCACGGCGCUGGUGGGCUUUCCGGCACACUACUACGCCUACGGCUGGCACACGUCCUGGUGCUACGUUAUGCCGCUGGUGUUCGUACCUUUGUCCACCCAGGUCUUCGUGCCUGUGCUGUACCGGCUGCGAAUCACGUCGAUUUUUGAGUACAUUCAUCUACGUUUCAACACCACCAUUUCUUUGACGGCAUGUGCGAUCUACAUAUUUUUCACGCAAAGUGUCGCGGCCAUCUCAAUCUUCGCUGCGUCGAUAACGCUUGUUACAGUUUUCCAGACGCCGCUUUUGUGGUGCAACGUAUUUAUCGGACUAUCGGGAACGCUUUACACAGUCCUCGGAGGACUUAGAGGAGUGGUGUGGACAGACUGCAUGCAGUUUAUGAUUACAUUGCUUGCCCCGAUGGCAGUGGUAUCGAAGAUCUUCAUCGAUGCUUCUGCGCCAAAGUCAACAAUUCAACCAAUAACCGGGACGGACGUCGCAAGGUAUAUUGGCAAUUACACCUUUGACCUCACAAGUGACGAGACGAUUUGGUCCUGUUCCUUGGGAACCUCGGCUAUGGCAAUCUACAGGGUGUGUCUGGACCAAGUCGUCGCUCAAAGACUUCUAGCAUCUCGCACACUCAAAAAUGCCCAAAGAACCGCCCUGACAGGUGCACUCCUUUUGGUGUUGCUUUAUUUCGUCGCUCUGUUCCUUGGAGUAGCACUGACCCUCUGGUUUCGUGGAUGCGACCCUACACUACUGGGGAGAUAUCCAGCAUUGACCAAAUUAUACCAUAUUAUAUUAAUACCUACCUGAUGAACGUGCCAGGAUUUUCUGGAUUAUUUCUUGCUGGUAUCGUCAGCGCCGCCACAAGCACAGUGUCCUCGACAAUAAAUUCCCAAGCUGCUAUUCUAUACGUUGACGUCAUUGCACGUCGUUUCAAAAACGCUGAGAAACAUGUGCUGCUGAUUACACGUGGAACAGCUCUUGGUUUGGGCAUAAUAGUGACGUUAUACAGCACGCUAUGCGCGCGCAUGGGAUCUGUCACGAGGGCGUUCCUGAUGGUUUACAAUGGUAUCACGGCACCAUUUGUUGGAUUAUGCCUCCUGGCUGUUUUAUUUCCGUUUGUUCAUUCAAAGGGGGCUGGUGUGGCAACCCUUACAAUGGUUAUCUACCAACUUUGCCACAUCACUUCAAUUAUUCUAAGUGGACGAAGGCCUCCCCGAAUGGGAGUGUCACUUCACAGUUGCCCUGGGAAUCAAAGUACCACUGCCUCGGCCCUCAAUGCAACGUUUUUCGACACUCCCUCAUCCCUUGAAGAACAAUUUAUCCUAUUUCGUCUGUCUUACCUGUGGGCCAGCUUUUUCGCUAUAUUUGCGACACUUCUCAUUGGCGUUGUCGUGAGUGCCGCUACAGGACGUAAACGCUUCGGUGACCAACGAGGACCGUGACAACACCAAGCUUAUAAACAAAACCCUUGUCACACACACAACAAUGAUUUAGCCGUAGCCAAAGGACGUUUGUCGCUGUUCUCAGGCGUUAGAUCUUUCAUUUAGAAAUUUAUUUGUAGGCAAUUACUAAGCGCUGACAACAAAA